AUGCUCUUGCCUUUGGAAAGCACUCACGCCUGUCAGCUGUGCGACUGCCCGCCUGCGCGCCGCACGCUGCUGUACCGCCUCUCCCUGGCCGAGCUUGAAGACUUGCUGCUUGCUGCAGGGGAUGGCCGCACUGAGGGGCCACGCGAGGGGCGGGCAGGGAGUGGCAACGGGGGGAGCGAAAGUAGUGGAGAGGGGCGGAGCGAGGGGGGGAAGGGGAGUGGAGGGGAGGGGGGUGUGGGUGAUGGACGGGGGAAAGCAGCAGUGGAGGAGGUGGUGGUGAAGGCCGAGAGCAGCAGGGCAGCAGCGGGAGGCAGCAGCAGCAGCAGCAGUGGCAAGCAAGCAGGGGAACAUGCGAGCGGGCAUGUAGGCGCGCACAGGGGCGGGCAUGCGAGCAGCAGCGCCCCGCGUGCACCCAUCACGUACUCUCGCCGCGCCAGCGCUGCUUCUGUGAGCAGCCCGCCCGUGUGCGGACUCACCAGCAUUGGCAUCAAGGUGCUCGCCGGGGGGUACGGGGGGGGGAGGGAUGUGAAAGAGGAGGCGAAGGGCGUUGGAGGGGGAGCAGGGGGUGGGGUUGGGGGUGAGAGUGAGGGUGGGGAUUCCGUGCAAGGCAAGGGCAGUGGUGGUGGUGGUGGUGAGGCGAAUGGCGCUGGUGGUGUUGGUGGUAGUGGUGCUGCAGUGUGUGACAGUGACACUGACCUUGCUGCCACCAUGCCAUGCCGUGACAGCCGGGCAUGUGCUGGCGUGGACCAAUCAGCACAGCCUUCUUCCGGUGAGGCGGGCAUGCGUGAGGGGCAGGUGGAGGGGCGCGUGGAGGGGGGCGUUGAGAGACGCGUUGGUGUGAUUGUGAAGCAAGAAGGGGUGGAGGGUGGGAGUGGUAGUGAUGGUGUGGUGGAGUCAGCAAGCAAGGGGGGCGUGGGGGAGGCGGUGUGCAAGGAACCAGGAGGAGAAGACAGAGAUAGGGGUGGAAGAGGAGUUGACGGAGAGGGAGGAGGACAAGGGGAAACAGGGCAGUGCGAGGCAGAGAGCAGUGGUGUGCGACGAAGCAGCCGCCGAGCUGCCGCCGCCGCUGCUGCUGCUGCAGCAGAAGCGGCAGCAGCAGGUGCAGAAGAAGGUGGGGAGAGCGUGAAGGAGGAGCAGAGCAGCUAUGCUGCUGGCAUGGGUAGAGUAGGAGGGUCGGAGAAGAUUCGGGCAGGGAAGGGAGCAUCUGAUGGACUUGGGAGUGCAGAGGCGGAGAUGGCGGAGUGGAUGCAGGGCAGGGCUGCAGGGGGGAGCGGGGGAGGGGGGCACGGGGGCGAGAUGGUGCAGGCGGAGGAGUUUUUGGACAGGUGUCGGGCGGGCAGUGGCGGGGGGUGGGUGGCGCAGCAGCGGCGGGUGCAGGGGCGCAUGAUGACGCACGGCGAGUGGGCGGCGCAGUGGGCGUCGCGGGGCAAGGUGGCGCUGCGCUCACCGCCCACCGUAGAAGCAGCGGUGGCGCUGGUGCAGCAGGCGCAGGAGUUCCUGUGGGCGGGCCAUGAGGUCGAUGCCGCGCGGCGAGUGCACGACAGGGCACUGGCAGCGCUCACAUGGGCGCACGACGUGGCCGCGUGCUGCGGCCAAACGCUGCCCGCUGCUGCUGCCGCGCCACCUCUCAUUGCCUGCUCCUCCAGCCACCCGCUGCUGUCACUGCCGCCCUCUGCUUCACCCGCUGCUGCCGGGCCAAGCCACGCAGCACGAGGGGCGGGCAGCAGCGGCAGCGGAGGGGGCGGGAGGAGGAGGGGGCUGUGUGAGGUGCAGAGGCUGCUGGAGGCGGCCGCCUCGGACGUGCCCUGCAUUGAGCCGCACUAUAAGACGCUCAAGGUGUGUGCACGGGUGCUCAGUGGUGCAGUUGCUGAGGGGCGUGGCCCUGUGCUGUACCGCGACGCCCUCGCCCUGGACCAGCGCAUUCGCCUCGCGCUGCACGCCAAGCCGCCACUCGAGGCGAAGGAGCUACAGGCGUUGCAUGCAGAGGCGGCAGCAGGCACGGUGGACAUCCCUGCAGCCGCCAAGCUCAAAGACGCCCUCCUCGCCGCCCAGCACUGGGUGGAGGCGGUGCAGAGAACGGUGCCGCGGGGGAAGCCACCUCGAGCAGCGGCACAUGUCCCUCUGCCCGACCUGCCCUCCCUCGCCAUGCUGCACUCGCAGGCGAAGGAGCUACAGGCGUUGCAUGCAGAGGCGGCAGCAGGCACGGUGGACAUCCCUGCAGCCGCCAAGCUCAAAGACGCCCUCCUCGCCGCCCAGCACUGGGUGGAGGCGGUGCAGAGAACGGUGCCGCGGGGGAAGCCACCUCGAGCAGCGGCACAUGUCCCUCUGCCCGACCUGCCCUCCCUCGCCAUGCUGCACUCGCAGGCGAAGGAGCUACAGGCGUUGCAUGCAGAGGCGGCAGCAGGCACGGUGGACAUCCCUGCAGCCGCCAAGCUCAAAGACGCCCUCCUCGCCGCCCAGGUAUAG
Messenger RNA from Closterium sp. Naga37s-1, 2466 nucleotides. Lineage: Eukaryota; Viridiplantae; Streptophyta; Zygnematophyceae; Desmidiales; Closteriaceae. The record is from the annotation of a GenBank genome assembly.